Zingiber officinale is the source of this 1095-nucleotide messenger RNA. Its product is annotated as prosaposin-like. The record is from RefSeq and is a predicted model, not a curated record. The coding region runs from base 151 to 831 and encodes 226 amino acids. The transcript has 7 exons. Gene Ontology annotation, biological process: lipid metabolic process. NCBI's taxonomy places the organism in Eukaryota, Viridiplantae, Streptophyta, Magnoliopsida, Zingiberales, Zingiberaceae.
UACCUGUAGGGACGCUGGGUAGCCUGGGAUCCCCGUCCGACUUCCUUCACCUUCCUUGAUUUGCUUAUCCAAAAUCUCGCGCUCGAAGGUCUAAUCAGCGUCGUUCGUUGAUCUUCGUGGAGUAAAUCAGAGGUUUUGGGCAAUAUUGCUAUGGGCUCAAGAUUAAGUUUUAUGCUUCUGAUGCUGGCAGUUAGCUUAGUCUCUGUAAAUGCCAGAAAUGGGGUUAUCUUCAAUGAUUUAGUUGCAGUUCUCCAAAAGGAUAGUGGAGUAGAAAGUCAAAGUGAUGUCAGAAGAAACCAAAAAUUUUGCACACUUUGUGAAGAUUAUGCUUCCCAGGCUUUAAACUACAUUGGCAACAAUGAAACUCAAAGUGAGAUUCUUAGUAGACUUAACAGAGUAUGCUCUCGUUUUCAUUUUUAUGAGAAAGAGUGCAAUUCAUUGGUAGAUCAGUAUGUGUCAUUUGUUUUCCUGGAGGUUUCAACAAUAACUCCUGAGCAAUUAUGUGAAAAAGUGAAUCUCUGUGGGGAGGAGACUGGUCUUUUGAAACUGCCAAAGCAAGAGAAUACCUGCAACCUUUGCCAUAUUGUUGUUGUACAGACUCUUAUCAAGUUGAAAGAUCCGGAUACUCAGCUUGAUGUGGCAGACAUUCUUCUUAAGAUAUGCAGUUCAUUGGGAAAUUAUGGUCCACAGUGCCAGAUGUUGGUCUUCAAAUUUCUCCCGCAAAUCCUGAUCGAUGUCCAGACAUUUCUCGAGACAACAGACAUCUGCACUGCCAUACACGUUUGCGAAGACAAUGAACAUAGCACUGGAUCAAUGAUUGCUGAUGCUUGAUCAAUGCAAUAAACCAACACUAGAUCCAUGAUUGUUGAUGUUUGAUCAAUGCAAUAAGCCGUAUAAUCACGUAUUUUAUGACUGAUUAUGUUGGUGCCUAAUAAAUUUCAUGCAACUCCUUUUCUGCCUGCGAUUAAACUUGAUGAAUUAGAUUCAGUUCGUAGUCAUUUAUUAUUUUGCUUGUUCUUCAUUUUGGGCGCCACUGAAAAACCAACAAUAUGUUAUUCAACUGGCUCUGAGAAUAAACGGUUAUUGAAGUCCCCA